Messenger RNA from Sparassis crispa, 2277 nucleotides. Its product is annotated as Dipeptidyl-peptidase 5. Lineage: Eukaryota; Fungi; Basidiomycota; Agaricomycetes; Polyporales; Sparassidaceae. Bases 1 to 2277 code for a protein of 758 amino acids. Gene Ontology annotation, biological process: proteolysis. The transcript is spliced from 16 exons. The record is from RefSeq and is a predicted model, not a curated record. Gene Ontology annotation, molecular function: serine-type endopeptidase activity.
AUGCGUUUCCUGCAAGCUUUUCCCUUUUCUCUACUGGGGCUCGCUGCUCAGAUCCCUGUGGAAGCUCCUGUGAAGCUGACCGACACUAUCAUGUCUGCUAGACCUGACUUUACCUUCAAGGAGGGCUCUGCUGUUUUCUCGCCGAAAGAUCUGAUUGAGCUGGCUAGACCUGGGACUGGAGUUGCAAAUGCAUUGGGAGAUCUUGCACUUGUGCCCAUCAGCAAGUACUCGUUAGACGAGAAGAAGAACUACAAGUCGAUAUUCAUAGCACCCAUUGAAUCAACCGUGCAGCCGUUGGAGAUACCUCUUGCCAAUGGCGGCGACGCGUUCUGGCUCGACUCGCGCACGGUUGCCCAUGCCGUUGUGGAAGGAGAAGAUAACGACAAGGUCACGUCCCUCUACGCGCUUUCUGUCAAGUUUAAGACCGAACCAUCUGCGGACAUCCUGAGUGUGCCCGAUUCUCCCGCCCUCAUCGGCAAGUUCCCUACCGCGACUGCUCAAAACUUCAAACUAUCCGUGAAGUCUGGCGUGCUCGUAUUCUCGGACUUAGUUCAUGCGGAUGGAGACAUCACCGCGGUCAAGAAGAAUGAUGAGGCUUGGGAGAACAGAGGAGACUCAGCAUUCGUGUAUGAUGAGACGUACGAGAGGCAUUGGGACACAUGGGCUGGUCCGAAGAGGCCGUCUUUGUUCUCUGUAAAGCUUGCUCAAUCUCCGGACAAGAAGUGGUCGCUCGGCACUGAGUAUGUGAACCUUCUGAAUGGCACGGGUCACUACUGUCCUGUUGAGCCGUUUGGUGGAACGGAGGAUUUUGACGUCUCGGAAACUCACGUCGUGUAUACCGUAAAAGACCCUGAGCUACCUGCAUCUUGGCAUACUAAGCAGAAUGUGUAUAUCGUUGAUCUGAGCGGACAGUCCAAGCCGCGAGAGUUGACGACUGGAAAGUUUGGCGCUACUCACAGUCCCAUCUACAGUCCGCAAGGUGACAAGGCGGCCUGGUUGCAACUAGACAACGAUGGCAGCGAAGCCGACAGAGCGAAGAUCGUAAUACAUGAUCUGACCAAAGAUGUGCAAUAUACACUCACGCAACACUGGGACCGCUCUCCAGAAGCAAUUAUCUUCUCCGACGAUGGCCGGUCUCUUUAUAUUACAGCAGGCGAACAUGCACGCGUCAAAGUAUUCGUGCUGCCCGUCCCGCCUACUCCAGAGUCAUAUACAACUGACCCAGCUUUUCCGCCCGAGUAUCGGAACCCUCUUGCACUUACGUCGACCGGCGCCGCUACAGCCGUCCAGCCUCUUCCCAAUGGCCGCCUCCUCUUCACGUACAGCUCGUUGACUUCACCAAACGAUGUCUACGCGCUCCGUGGGCUCGAGAGUCUUGACCUCCACUCCUCUACUUCUCGCAAAACUUUCAAGGGGAAGAUCGAACGGCUCACCCGGUUUGCUGAGAACGAUCUCAAGGAAAAGAGCCUCAGUGCAGGCGAGGACUUUUGGUUCGAGGGUGCGCUGGGUAAGCAGGUGCAGGGCUUUAUUCUCAAGCCUCCAGGCUUCAAGGAAGGCGAGAAGAAGAAGUGGCCGAUUGUACUGCUCAUUCAUGGAGGACCCCAGGGUGCUUGGGAAGAUCAGUGGUCGACGCGGUGGAACCCCAACAUUUUCGCCCAGCAAGGGUACUUCACCGUCCUCAUCAAUCCCACAGGCUCGACAACAUUCGGCCAAGAGUUUACUGAUGCUAUCUCCGGAGAUUGGGGAGGCAAGCCUAUGGAGGAUCUGCGCAAGGGCUGGGCAUACAUUCUUAACAAAUUCCCUGAGAUAGAUGCGGAUCGAGCCGUAGCUGCCGGUGCAAGUUAUGGUGGAUAUGCGAUCAACUGGAUCCAGGGCCACCCUGAGUACGGCUUCGGCUUCAAAGCCUUACUAUGCCAUGAUGGUGUUUUCUCUUCCGCCUACAACGGCUAUUCCACCGAUGAACUCUUUUUCUUCAAUCACGAGUGGUCUGGUCGCCCGUGGGAGCCUGAGGCAAAAGCAACUAUAGCAAAAUAUGACCCCGCAAACUUCGUACAUAGGUGGUCGACGCCGCAGUUAGUCAUUCAUGGAAGCAAGGAUUACCGUUUACCGGAGACGGACGGUAUCAGCGCCUUCCAUGCGUUGCAGCAACUCAGUGUUCCCAGCCGCCUGGUCAUUUUCCCGGAUGAAAAUCAUUGGGUAUUGAAUCAUAAGAACAGCCUGAAGUGGCAUUAUGAGGUGUUCCGCUGGUUUGACAAGUUUGUAGGCAAGGAUGAGUGA